GCGCGGGCGCCCGGGGGCGGAGGAGCCGGGGAGGCGGGAGGCGCUGGGGCCGUUUAAGCGGCCUCCCCUCCCGCCCCUAGCCGCCGGUUCUGACUCCGGACCUGUCCCGACCCCCAGUCUGGCCCAUUCCCACUCUGCCCCGCCGAGCGGCCCCGCUGGGCACGCGGGCGGCCCCUGUAGCAACUCAAGCCCAUGAGGGCCGCGCGCCCGGCCGCCGGUGCUGACGAGACGGAGCUCCCCGGCCCCCGAGGAGGAGCGGAGGAUCAAUGCGGUUCAAGAAUCGAUUCCAGCGGUUCAUGAACCAUCGGGCCCCAGCCAAUGGCCGCUACAAACCAACUUGCUAUGAACAUGCUGCUAACUGUUACACACAUGCAUUCCUCAUUGUUCCAGCCAUUGUGGGCAGUGCCCUCCUCCAUCGGCUGUCUGAUGACUGCUGGGAAAAGAUAACAGCAUGGAUUUAUGGAAUGGGCCUCUGUGCCCUCUUCAUCAUAUCCACCAUAUUUCACAUUGUAUCAUGGAAAAAGAGCCACUUAAGGACAGUGGAGCAUUGGUUUCACAUGUGUGAUAGAAUCGUUAUCUAUUUCUUCAUUGCUGCUUCUUAUGCUCCGUGGUUAAAUCUCCGUGAACUUGGACCCCUGGCAUCCCAUAUGCGUUGGUUUAUCUGGCUCAUGGCAGCUGGAGGAACCAUUUAUGUAUUUCUCUACCAUGAAAAGUAUAAGGUGGUUGAGCUCUUUUUCUAUCUCACAAUGGGAUUUUCUCCAGCUUUGGUGGUGACAUCAAUGAAUAACACCGAUGGACUUCACGAACUUGCCUAUGGGGGCUUAAUUUAUUGCUUGGGAGUUGUGUUCUUCAAGAGUGAUGGCAUCAUUCCAUUCGCCCAUGCCAUCUGGCACCUCUUUGUGGCCACGGCAGCUGCAGUGCAUUACUACGCCAUUUGGAAAUAUCUUUACCGAAGUCCUACAGACUUUAUGCGACAUUUGUGAUCAAUCCAUACGAGGUCUCCAAACCAGUAUUAUUUCAAUUAGGGCACUUGGGAGUAGAGUAGAGCUGAAAAUUGCACAGAAAAAAAACAGACAACUGCACUGACUUUCUUUAUAUCUUUUGAAUAUAAUUACUGUGAAUACAUAAAAGCUGUGUUCUGGAAUUUUCCCCCCUCACAGCAAAUACAUAAGAUAGUGAACUAAUUAUUCAUUCCAUUCCACUAUCAUGAAGGACUUUGGAUAGAUUUGGCCAACUGAUGUUUACAAACCAGGAUUUUGUAUUUUCAUUUUACAGACUUUACUACAUUAUUUUUCUAAAUUCUAGGUCAGGUUGUCAAAGUCAGUGCAAUAACAAAGCUACCUUUUUAAGAAAAAAAUUGUUUCUAUCACUUUCCCAUUAGCUGUGUAAAGAAUCAUGGACAGAACUUACACUGAUUUUUACCAUGUUUCAUCUUGGCAUAACAUGGUUAUUUUUUAACUAAAAACUUUAGUUUUUUGUAAAUUUUUAAAAAAUAUCCAUUGAAGCGCACCUCUGCGGUUCUUCAUUCAUGUGAAUUUUUGCACCAAGCACUCAACAUUCCACAAAGGAACAAAUGUUAUACCUCUACUAAUAGUUUUAUUAAGUGUGGAUAAAUAGCCAAUUUUUAAAAACUGAAGUUUUCCAAACUUUUUUGCCAACCUCUGACUCUGAAUUCAGUGCUGCUUUGGGUCAUAUACUUGAUCUAGUGGGGUUUACCAGUGAUGGAAAAGUAUUUUGAUAUCACUAACUUUUUCAGAAGACCCAGCUUUUCCUCUAUGCCUUUGCCGUGUGUUCUUCAGGGUCUCUUUCAACACUGGAUGAGUGUUCACGUCCAUAUUACAAUAGUAUUGCUGGCCAUCUGCUGAGAACUGAACAGUGUUAUGAAUUGCAGUGAAGUUAUAUUUCCUGUUUGGUGUCUGGUGGUUAAGGCAUUGUCACUUAGCUUUCCAUGAUCAGUUUGAUGUUCAUUUUAAAUUGUGGAAUUAAAUGCAUAAAUUCACUUUUCUACCUUUCCUCUGCAUCUCCAUAUAUAUAUAUAUAUAUAUAUAUAUAUAUAUAUAUAUAUAUAUAUAUAUAUAUAUGUUUUGUUUUUUUCUUUUUCUUCAUAGAAAAGUAUUUAAAGCAUUGUAUGACAGAUAGAAACUCAUGUACCUGUAGUUCAUGGGUUAUAUUCUGGCUCAGUGAGUGAUAUUUAAUAUUAUUUUUGGUUUCCUCUUAGUGUCUUAUAUUAAGAUUAACACAUGAAUUGCUUUGCUGAUUAAUCUCUCCUGUUGGUGUUUUAAUAAAUUAAACGAUCUUGCCUUUAGAUCAGAUGCCAGAUACUGCCUCUUUCCUAGUUAUUGGCUUGAUCAGUGGAUUUGUCUAUUAAUUUGAUGACAUUUAGGUUUUCUAAUUGAAUUUUUGUACCGAUGUGGCUUUAAAAGUGGACUUAUUUUGUGUGUAUAUAUUUAGAACUUCCUGAUUUUGGUGAGCUAUAUAGGAAUGAGGCACAGAAGAACUGGUAUUUACUAGUGAAUUCUUAAGUAGGCAAGGUACUCUGUGAUAGCACCAACCGCACCAUACCUGUAUGCAUGAUUCUCAACAUCUGGAUGCCUGUUGUUUCACUGUGCAUAUUUCAUUUUUAAUAUAUUAACUUUCUGUGGAUUCAUUUAAAGUCUGCUCAAAAUAACACUGUCAAAACCACUAAAGUGUAUGUAAAAAUUGUGCUGUAAACUAGAAUAAAGUUGUUACUUGGACUUGU
Choloepus didactylus (southern two-toed sloth) is the source of this 2740-nucleotide messenger RNA. It is a transcript of the gene MMD, whose product is annotated as monocyte to macrophage differentiation associated. The transcript has 7 exons. Gene Ontology annotation, molecular function: pore-forming activity. The record is from RefSeq and is a predicted model, not a curated record. NCBI's taxonomy places the organism in Eukaryota, Metazoa, Chordata, Mammalia, Pilosa, Megalonychidae. Bases 267 to 983 code for a protein of 238 amino acids. Gene Ontology annotation, cellular component: membrane.